AGGAGGAGCCCUUUGCAGUUCGAGCGCCCCGCGAGACGCGGCACACGCCUGCAGAUCGUGCCGCUUGCUGCAGCAUGGCGGAGGCAGGCAGCGGGGGCGCCGCCCCGCCGCCCAUGAUGGCGCAGUCGGGCAGCGGCGGCGUCGCGGCGCCCGGACCACGAGGGCCCAUGAUGUGCGGCGGGUUCUCGGGCAAGGACCCAGGGGACCCGGACGUCAGGGCCGCCGCCGAGUUUGCGGUCGGGGCGCUGAAGAAGGAGUUCGCGGACGUCGCUUCGCUCGUGAAGGUCGCCGAGGCAAAUUCCCAAGUCGUGGCGGGCGUCAUUUACCAGCUCAAAAUCCACGUGGCCUAUUCGAACGAGGAGACCAACGUCUUUACAGCGAAGGUCUUGAAGCCUCUGCCGCACACGGGCAACCCGAUGCAGCUCAUGCAGCACGAGCACCUCGGCAAACUGUGACGUAGGGCCGUGGCGCAGGGCCGUGGCUUCUUGUCGUUUCUGUUUCUCCGCGCGAACAGUGUUCGCACCGCGUCGGCGAUGCGAUGCGCGGAAGAGGCGGCGAGCCCUCCGACUUCAUAAUCUCCCGUCGUCCGCGUCCGUAUCUUUC
Messenger RNA from Prorocentrum cordatum, 603 nucleotides. The record is from the annotation of a GenBank genome assembly. Lineage: Eukaryota; Dinophyceae; Prorocentrales; Prorocentraceae.